Molecule: messenger RNA, 2845 nt
Organism: Zootoca vivipara (common lizard)
Lineage: Eukaryota; Metazoa; Chordata; Lepidosauria; Squamata; Lacertidae
Biological process (GO): regulation of DNA-templated transcription
Molecular function (GO): DNA-binding transcription factor activity
Source: RefSeq, a predicted model, not a curated record
AAAAAGUUCAGUGGCCUGCUUCAGUUUCGAUUCCUCUUGGCUGCUGGGUUCCCGGAAAUGGAGAGAGGAGGGAGCAGCCCUGAUCUUGUUGCCAGAGGGAGCCAGGAGGAAUCUCUCUCAUUGAGGAAUCGAGUCGAAAGCUCUGUGUCCCAGCUUGCCUUCUUCCCCAUGGAUAAACUGCAGCGGGACAUGCAAAGAUACCUGAAAGAUCUGAAGGAGGGGAUCAAGGGGCUUCUGGUCACCAAGCCAUGGAAGAAGACCCAUUUUUUGUGUGCAGUUGUCAUCGUCCUCCAAAUUAUUCUGUGGAUCGUUAUGUUCCUUUCGGAACAACCGCAAGCAGAUUUGAAGCGGGACAUCGAAUGCGACCGAGCCCAACUGCUGGCCGAGGUGGCAUCUCUCAAGAAACAACUGGGAGCCAUGGAAAAGGAGGUGGAGAAAGAGAAAAGGGAGAGAGACAGGCAACUGGCUGCUCAAAACCAGAUCCUCAGGAAGACCAAGUUGGCUUUGGAGAAAGCGACUAAGGGCAGCGAUGUUCUACAGGCCGACCUGGCGGCUGCCAACCAGAACCUCAGCGAGACGGAACAGCGCUGGAAGUCCUGCCAAGCACAACUGGACAGCACAAAAGGAAAAGCCGCGUCUCUGGAGAAGGAAAGGAACAAUCUACAGCAGGAGAACCAGAGGCUCCGAGGGACAAUUGAUGACCUUAGGAAGCAGCUCUCCAGUCGAGAAAGAGAUUUGGAGUAUGUCAGGAAUAACCAGCAAUGGUUCCAAAACCAGGCGGCUAAGAAACAGCAGAAUCACCAGCUGCAGAAUGUCGGCGUUGACAUGACCAAGAUAGCUGCUGGGUUUUUCCUCCUCCUACUCCUAUUCCUCCUCCUAGCCUGCAUUUCUGCCUGUGUCAGUGAAGUGAAGUUGCUAUGGCAGAGAUGGAUAUUUGAAGCGUAAAAAGUGACUUCUUUGGGAAACCAAGCAUGAUCCAGUCCCCUCAAAUAAAAAAAAAGGUGCAAAGCUUUGUUUGCAGAACUCUUCAGAAAGAAGAACAUAAACAUCAGAGAUGCAUGCAAAAAAAAUAUAUUGCGCUGCCCGGUGCAGGCUCCGCAUCUUAGAAAUAAAAGAUGUCUCCAAAAAGAAAAACCCAACGGUUCUGCUGUUACAGUCAGAGAAAAGCCAGCAAUCUGCCACGAGGCACCGAGGUUGCAGGUUCGAUAUCCGUAGGUGAAAGCUGCGUAUUCCUGCUUUGCGGGGGUUGCACUGAAUUACCCUCAGGGCCCCUUCCAAGCUACAGAGAACCAGAGUUAGGGUUAGGGUUAGAAGUAGGGCUCGGUUUAGGGUUAGGGUUGAGUUGGGGUUGGGUUGGGUUAGGGCUGUGUUAGGGUAAGCGUUAGCAUUAAAUUCAGGGUCAGGGUCAGGGUUAGGGUUAGUGAUAAGGUUAGGGUUAGGGUUAGGGUUAAGUGUUAGGGUUGGGUUGGGUGAAUGCAGCCCAAUUGCCUUCUAAAUCUGGCCCACGGAGAGUCCGAGAAUCAUUGUGUUUUUACAUGAGUAGAAUGUGCCCUUUUAUUUAAAAUGCACCUCUGGGUUAUUUGUGGGGCAUAGGAAUUCGUUCAUUCCCCCCCCCCACACACACACAAGGUCUGAGGGACAGUGGACUGGUCCCUUGCUGAAAAAGUUGGUUGACCCCUGGGUUAGAGUUAAGGUUAAGGUUAAGGUUAAGGUUAGGGUCAUGUUUAGGGUUCUGUUAGCGUUAGGGUGCCGCUGUGGUCUAAACCACUGAGGCUAGGGCUUGUUGAUCAGAAGGUCGGCGGUUCGAAUCCCUACGACGGGGUGAGCUCCUGUUGCUUGGUCCCUGCUCCUGCCAACCUAGCAGUUCGAAAGCACAUCAAAGUGCAAGCAGAUAAAUAGGUACCGCUCUGGCGGGAAGGUAAACAGCGUUUCUGUGUGCUGAUCUGGUUUCGUCAGAAGAGGCUUAGUCAUGCUGGCCACACGACCCGGAAGCUGUCUGCGGACAAACGCUGGCUCCCUUGGCCUGUAGAGCGAGAUGAGCGCUGCAACCCCAGAGUCGUCUGUGACUGGACCUAACGGUCAGGGCUACCUUUACCUUUAGCGUUAGGGUUAGGGUUGGGUUAGGGUUAGGGCCUUCUCGGUAGUGGCGCCCACGCUAUGGAAUGCCCUCCCAUCCGAUGUCAAGGAGAUGAGUAACUCGACAACUUUUUGAAGACAUCUAAAGGCAUCAGGAUUUUUUUUAAAUGUUGGAAGCAGCCCAGUGGGGCUGGGGAGACCCAGUCAGGUGAGAGGGGUACAAUUAUUAUUCUUAGUACUAAUAUUAUUGUUAUUGUUUAUUAUCUCUAGGAAUCUAAUUCAAUGCACUAGUUCCUAUCCUUUCUCGUGGCACUGAAAAAAUAAAUAAACAUCUUGUUUGCACCUCGCUAUCUGUGUCCUUAUAUAUGCCAAAUGCAAACUAGGAGCUAUACUGUCUAAAACAUUCGCUGGAGAAGCAGAAAUCCCAAAGGAAGAACGGAUACAAUAGCUUACCGAAUAUGCAGAAGUGAUGAAACUUACCGGAAGAAUAAGGAAUCAAGAUAACAAACUUUUUUUUAUGUAAAAGAAUGGAAAUGGUUUAUUGAAUAUUUACAGAUUAAUUGUAAACCGGUGAAAACACUGGCAGGAUUGUUGUAAUAACCUGCAGUUUUAUAAGAGUAUAUAUUUAAGGUAGAUGAAUAAAUGAGCAAAUUAAGUUAAUUAGGAUAUACAGAAAAUAUUAAAAAUUAAUUUAAGGAACUGCAGAAAGAGGGCGAAGGGAGUUGAGUUUUGAAACGGUUAAAAUGAUUGUAAUGUGAGUGAAAUGUAU